Molecule: messenger RNA, 2115 nt
Organism: Onychostoma macrolepis
Lineage: Eukaryota; Metazoa; Chordata; Actinopteri; Cypriniformes; Cyprinidae
Gene: camkk1b
Product: calcium/calmodulin-dependent protein kinase kinase 1, alpha b
Exons: 16
Coding region: 202-1650 (482 amino acids)
Biological process (GO): protein phosphorylation; activation of protein kinase activity; CAMKK-AMPK signaling cascade
Molecular function (GO): ATP binding; protein kinase activity
Source: RefSeq, a predicted model, not a curated record
AGUCUUAAGAGAACAAUGCAUCUCUUAAAUGUGUUUGAACUUAUGGCAGUGAGUGUGCUUCUUAUUGCUGUCAAACUCGAUUCUGCGAUUCUGCUUUUACAGUUUGAUGUUCCUAUAGAGCCUCUGAAGAACACCGGGCUCUGCAAUGUUCACUGAGAUGAGUACUUUGUUCUAAGCAGCUCAGACUGAAGCAGGAGAGUCAUGAGUGCUGACACAGCCAACAGGGUGGAUCUGGACCCUGAUUACAAUUCUGAACUGGCGGACAUGGUAGCAGCUAUGAACAUGGCUGCCAACAGAAUGACCCCUCCUAAUGGAUACAGGACCACCCCACAUCGCCUCAAUCUCUCCGAUCGCAAGCUGUCACUGCAGGAGCGAUCCAGUUACCAGAAUGGCGUCACCCCACGAAUAGCCAGACGACCCACUAUUGAAUCGAAGCGGGUGUCUAUCUCUGAUGGGGAUGACUGUGUCCAGCUAAACCAGUACAAGUUAAAGAAUGAGAUAGGAAAGGGUUCAUAUGGGGUGGUCAAAUUAGCAUAUAAUGAAGAUGAUGACCAGUAUUAUGCUAUGAAGUUGGUAUCCAAAAAGAAGUUAAUGAAGCAGUGUGGAUUCCCACGGCGACCUCCUUCCAGAGAAUCCAAUGGAUCACAAGAGAAUCUUUUAAAGCAUUCUGGCCUGUUGGAUCGAGUUUAUCAGGAAAUUGCUAUUUUGAAGAAACUUGACCAUCUUAAUGUUGUUAAUUUAGUUGAGGUUCUUGAUGAUCCGGCUGAGGAUAACUUGCAUAUGGUCUUUGAGUUGGUACCUAAAGGUCCAGUGAUGGAGGUCCCUACAGACAGUCCUCUAUCAGAAGAAAUGUCCCGUUUCUACUUCAGAGAUGUCAUCCUAGGAAUUGAAUACUUGCACUAUCAGAAAAUCAUACAUAGAGACAUCAAACCCUCAAAUCUGCUGCUGGGGGAUGAUGGGCACAUCAAGAUCGCAGAUUUUGGUGUCAGUAAUAAGUUUGAGGGGAACGAUGCUUUCCUAUCAAACAGUGCAGGAACACCAGCUUUCAUGGCGCCUGAAACUCUGACUGACCAGGACCUGAGGUUCAGUGGAAAGGCUCUGGACAUAUGGGCAAUGGGAGUGACACUGUUUUGUUUCGUCUUUGGAAGGUGUCCUUUUCAUGAUGAAUACAUCUUAGGCCUGCAUGAAAAGAUCAGGACUGCGCCAGUCGAGUUCCCAGUCAUGCCUGUGAUCAGUGAUGGGCUGAAGGAUCUCAUCAUCAGAAUGCUGGACAAAGUUCCUGAAACUAGAAUCACGUUACCAGAAAUCAAGCUGCACCCGUGGGUCACACUGGAUGGCACGGAUCUUCUGCCUCUGGAGGAGGAACACUGCACCGUGGUGGAGGUCACUGAGGAGGAGGUGCAGAACUCUGUCAAACUAGUUGCCAGCCUUUCUGCUGUGAUCCUGGUGAAGUCCAUGCUGAGGAAGCGCUCUUUCAGUAACCCGUUCGAGUGUCCCAGCCGCAGGCAGGGCAGGUCCAUGUCUGCCCCUGGAGUUCUGACUCUGGAUAUGUCGCUGUUUCGCCCUCUAAGCAGAGGGAGUAACAGUAACAGUAACGGAAGCAGAGAGGGGGAGCUGGAGAACCUUAUUGAGGAUGAAACUUUUCCUUAAAUUUGAAAAUAUCAUUUUUCAGAUUGGCCCAGUUGUGUGAUUAGACAUUUUUUCCCAUCUACACUAGAGUAUUUUGAGCAUUACCAUGAUGUGUUACAUUUUAAAUUCUGUAUACUGUACACACUGCGUGAUGAAAGGUUAGAUUUGGAGGUCCCUUUAACAUAUAAUGCAGAAUCUGGCAAUACUUUAUAUUAGAGUAUUAGAUUAUAUUUGUGUUUCAUUUAAUUUACGUGCCAAAUUUAAAGUAAAAUUGAUAGAAAUUUAGAUUUAAAUGCAUGUAUAAAAAGAGCGUAUCAGUGCAUUUGACAGAUAAGCAUGUGAUCAUUUUGAUGAGAUGUAUUAGAAGUCUAUGUGUUAUCAAAGGUCUAUAUUCUGUUUUAUUGUCCUUUUGAAUUUGUGAUGUUGUAUUGUGAAUUUCAUCUGUGGACACACACAUAAAAUGUAAAAUAAAAAGAAUUUAUUUUA